AUGGCUCCAACCAGCAAAAUCCUCGUCCUAGGCGCUGGCGAGCUGGGAACACCUGUGCUCCUCGCCCUCGCCCAACACCCGAAUAUCAUCAAGAGCGGCAGCAAUAAUAUAUCGGUAUCUGUCCUCCUCCGCCCAUCAACAAUUACCUCUCCAAGUCCCGAAAAGGCGAAAGAACUGCAGAGACUCCGCGAUAACAAUAUCUCCUUCGUACCGGGCGAUAUCGCCUCAGAUUCCACCCAAGCCUUGUCGUCUAUUUUCAGACAAUUCGACACGGUAAUCAGCUGUACGGGUUUCGCUGCUGGACCGGGAACACAGCGUAAACUCACCCGUGCUGUCCUUGAGGCGGGGGUAGCAAGGUAUAUCCCCUGGCAAUUCGGGGUCGAUUAUGACACUAUCGGCCGUGGCUCGGGGCAGGAUCUAUUCGACGAACAACUGGACGUGCGCGAUGCACUAAGAAGCCAGAGUUCCACGAAGUGGGCGAUUAUCUCGACGGGCAUGUUUACGAGUUUUCUGUUCGAGCCUAGUUCUGGGAUUGUGGAUCUUGGGAACGGGGUUGUUACAGCGCUUGGGGGGUUGGGGAAUCGGGUUACUGUUACUGCGCCGGAUGAUAUUGGGAGGGUUACGGCGGAGGUUGUUCUUGGGGAUUAUGGGGAGGCCUUGCAGGAUAAGCCUGUUUAUGUUGCUGGGGAUACAUUGAGUUAUGGCCGGUUGGCGGAGAUUGUGGAGGGCGUUACGGGGAGAAAGGUUGAGAGGAGGGUGAGGACUGUUGAAGCUGCAAGGGGGGAUUUGGUCAAGGACGCUGACAAUGCGUUGUACAAGUAUCAGAUUGUGUUUGGAGAGGGAAAGGGCGUUGCGUGGGACGUGGAAGAGACAUGGAAUCACAAGCAUGGAAUUCGACUUCAAACGGCCGAGGAGUGGGCGAGAGAGAAUCUGCUUUGA
Molecule: messenger RNA, 939 nt
Organism: Aspergillus puulaauensis
Lineage: Eukaryota; Fungi; Ascomycota; Eurotiomycetes; Eurotiales; Aspergillaceae
Product: aromatic alcohol reductase
Exons: 1
Coding region: 1-939 (312 amino acids)
Molecular function (GO): oxidoreductase activity
Source: RefSeq, a predicted model, not a curated record